GGAUCUUUAUGGAUUUGGAACGAACGUUAAAUUGAAGCACUUUUUGCCAACUCACAGAACAAGCCUCGUGUUGUUUCCGUUCGUUGCUGAACUUUGUGUGAUAAAUUUGUACAGUUUUUGUUUAAAAAAUAUAUCAAAAUGCCUGUUGUUGGAAAAGAAAAUACUCAUAAUCGCUUAAGGAACUUUAAAAAUAUGGGAAAAGACGAUGUGAGUCGAGAGAUUGCGCCUUUACUGCUCAAAACAUUUUGACUUUAAUUUCAAAAUUUGUCUCUGAAUCCCAAUACUGGUAUUGCUUUCUUGUGUAUAUUGCCAACAGAAAUUGUCUUUUCUUCCUUUAGGAGUGCAGAAGAAGACGAAACGAAGUCACAAUCGAACUAAGAAAGGUAUGUCAAUACAUAAAUCAUCGUAAAAUUAAUUAAUGAAGUUUAUCUCAGUAGUCAGAGCUGUGAACGGCGAAAUAAUGGUCGCAGGUUCGAGUCUCAUUCAUGUCAGUCUAUUGCUUUUCCUUUCUCAACUUUUUAUACUUAAGCAACGGCUUGCUCAAUUAUUUGCUCAAAGUAGUGUUAUUUUUAACGAAAUAAUAUAAAAUGUGUACAUUCAAAAUGUUAGCACUAUUUUCCAUCCAGCAAAUUGACCUGACGUCAUUUUCGGAUAAUGGAGAGGUGUUAAAUGGCUAUGUAACUAACCCAAAUCCUACCCCUACUCUAACCCUAACUGCAACCCUAGCUCUUAACCCUAACCGAAUUAAUAAAAAAAUCCAAAAAGAAACAACUUUAGAAAUUCGAUAAGGCAGUUUGCUGGAUGGAAAAUAGUGCUAACCAUUCAAAAUAUUGCCACCCCCCCUUAAUAAUUUAUUUAUUUUUUAAAACCACUUUAAUUUGGCACAUAGUUAACUUGACAAUAUUGUACACAACAUACAUGGAUAAAUACAUUGAACAAGAGUAUGGAGAAUAGUAACUAUAGAAGGUGCCAAACGUUGGUGUUAACCAAUGAAAAAUCAAUCUGAUCUCACAAUUAGGGUAAAAAUCCCGUAAUGGUCUAGGCUAAUUUGGAAAUGCAUCUAGGUGUAAUUCUAGUUUUGGCAAAGGCCAGCACAGUUGCUGUAUUAAUAAUAACCAUAUCCAUAUACUCUAGUCUAAGCGUGAUGAUCAAAUUUUGAAACGAAGGAAUGUAUCCAAUGUGGAACCAUUACAAGAAAAUUCAGCAAAUAAUUCCCUGUCACUGUCACCUGCACAAAUCUAUCAAAUCCUGUUAUCAGCAGACAGUACACAGGAUCAAAUUUUUGCCGCCGUGCAAGCAUCGAGGUAUAAUGUAUAUGGUAAUCGUAUAAUGGUUGCUGUUUUGCAUUUUCUACAUUUUGCAUUUUAUGCAUGCAUGUAGUUCAAUUACUGGGAACAGGGAAACACGAUUGACAAAUUAUAAUUUAAAAUUUUAACAGGAAAAUGUUGUCGAGAGAAAAAAAUCCUCCAAUAAAUGACGUUAUACAGUAUGUACUGAUUACAAAAUAUAUUAUUCGCAACAUAUUAUUCUUUACCAAGUUUUAUCCCUGCACUUGCAACUGUUUUGAGUUCAAUUCGUAUCUCUUUUCAGAGCUGGUCUUGUCCCAAAACUAGUUGAAUGCUUGAAGACAAAUGUGUAAGUUUUUGACAACCUUAUAUUUGUUUAUAAACAAUCUGUGUCAAAUAAAUUCUUUGUUAGAAAAAUUGUGCAUUUCUUUCAUCCUGAUCAGAUCUGAUAUACAGUUUGAAGCAGCGUGGGCAUUGACAAACAUCGCUUCUGGAACAUCUGACCAAACAUGGAUAGUUAUAAAUGCUGGUAAGCUUACUACAGUUAUAGUGUCACAACAGUUGCACAUGUUCAAGAGAGUGUUUCCUUAUUUUGUAUUAAUGUAACAUAAUAUAUUCCAACUGUCUUAAAGGUGCUCUACCAUAUUUCAUCCAACUAUUGUCUUCACCCAAUGAAAAAGUAAGAGAACAGGCAGUUUGGGCCAUUGGCAACAUUGCAGGUGUGUGAGGCAAACAUACUUUUUAUUUGGCAUUGCUAUCAUUUAGCUCUGACUACCAAAUACAGAUCAUAAUCUAAAAUUAUUUUUUUAUAAUUAUUAGGUGAUGGACCAAAAUUACGAGACAAAGUAUUGACGCCAGAAUACUGUGUUGUGCAAAAAUUACUAGAAUUAAUGCAGAAACCUGCUUUGCAGGUAAUAGUUGAGUUAGAAUUUCUCAAUUAGUUUUUCAGAGAGUUUCAGUUAAUUAACUGAUAGUUGUCACGAUGCAAUUAUUAUUUUUAACCUUUUGGCAGGCAUCAUAUCUGCGAAAUAUCACAUGGACUGUAUCAAAUCUUUGUCGAAACAAGAAUCCACCUCCACCAUUUGCUGCUGUUCAACAGGUCAGUCAAAAAAAUUUGAUACCAAAAGUUCCAAACAAUUAUUCUAAUUUAAUUUCAUCACUCUUGAUGCAAUAUAUUAUUAUAUUUUUCUAAUUGAACUGCAUAUUAUUAUUCUUCAUAUUCAGCUCUUGCCAGCCUUGGCUUACCUGAUUAACUAUGAUGACAAUGAAGUAGUUGCUGAUACAUGCUGGGCACUUUCCUAUCUCACAGAUGGACCUAAUGAGAAAAUACAAGUAAGAAAUAUGUGUACUAUAAAUUACAACAAGGCUAACAAUAACAGUCUCAAUUUGUUCUAAAGACAAUUAACCCAAUAGUUAGGGCUCUGAGUUAGAUUUACCUUUUGCAAACCAAUCUUUGUUCAAAUGUCUCAGAUAUUAAACUUUGAUAUAUUCCCUACUAUACAGGCAGUUAUCAAUGCAAAUGUUAUGCCAAAAUUGAUUUCAUUGUUGGGUACAACACAGCUUAAUAUUCUGGUAAGUUCCAUUUGGCAAUGCUUCACACUAUACAUGGCAAAAUAAGGUUCUCCCUUCUCAAAUUCCUACAAACAGAAAAUAUAGAAAACAAAUUACAAUUUCAAUGUUACAAUCAUGAUAUUUUCUACUUGUUACAGACACCAGCUUUGCGAGCAGUUGGUAAUGUUGUCACAGGGAAUGAUAAUCAAACACAGGUACAUAAAUAUCUAGAUAGUUUUGAUAUACCAGUUUACAGAGGUGUAAACUCCCUGACAUUUCCCCUUGAAUUACCCCCCCCCCCCUAAGCCUUGCAUUCCCUCUGCCCCAUCCAUUGGCCCCUUUCCCUCAAUACUUCUUAUAUCAUGAAUCUGGCCAUAACUUGUGUUUUAGCAUGUCUUGGACCUUGGAGCCUUGCAGCAUUUUGGGGCUUUACUUACACACAAAAAGAUGACACUAAUCAAGGUACUGUAUAUGUGUAACUAACCUGAAACCAGUUCUACCAAGAUUCUUCUUGGCUGUGCUACAGUACUUUCAUUCUUCAAACUCAGAAGACUUGAACAUCCAACUUUUCAACUUCUUCACAGGAAGCUGCUUGGGCACUCUCCAAUAUCACAGCGGGAAAUGAAAAUCAGAUCCAGGUGAGAUAUAUUACACUGGAAACCCAAUAAAUAAACCUCUCUCUUAUCAAAGUCAACACCGUUCUUCACCUAGACACAUUUUUUGGUCCCAACAAAAUGGACGAUGUGCAGUUGUUAAAAGUGAUGACAGAGAUACAUUCUUUACCAAUGAUGAUGUUCAUCAUCACCGGUUUUGAUUUACUUUCACUUCACAGAUGUUGAUGAAGAAAUUAGUCUUGAAUUUUCUUAUGGUCCUUGCCUUAAGCUAAAGUUACAUAUUAUGUCUUUCAGGCUGUCAUCCAUGCUGGUUUGGUUCCUAUAAUUUUACAAAUUAUGGAUCAGGGUGAUUACAAAAGUCAAAAAGAGGCUGUGUGGGUGAUCACUAAUCUUACUUCAGGAAGUAGCUUAAAACAGGUGCAUAUCUCCCUUCAUCAUAAUUGGUAGUUGAACACAUCUGCUUCGGUUCUCGUUGAUGGAAAUGAUGAAUGAAUAGUCCUGAUUAUUUAACAUGAGGGUAAAAUAACUACAAUUCUCUGAUCCAUCAGCGACUGUAGUUGACCACCCUGUUCUGUGAGUUGUUGGCUACAUAAUGCAAAGUAAUAAUUUAUUAUGUGCUGUCUUUUUAGAUUCAGUAUCUUGUGGAUAAGUGUAGAGCUAUUCCAUAUUUGUGCAAGUUGCUAACGGUGAAGGAACCCAAGGUACGGAAGUUUGCAUGUAGAAACUCUAAUUUCCAUGCGUCUUUCUGUAGUAAGUAAAUUGUUGCUUACCUGUAAAGAUCGAGACGCAAAACAUGAACACUUAUUCUCUUUUCCUUUCUACGUUGGUUCCCCAUGUAGUCGACUUGCACUUUCAUAUACCUUCUUUUUUCAAUAUGUAAUUUUCUUCAUUCAUUCAUUCAGGUCAUAUUGGUCUUGCUAGAUGCGUUCAACCACAUCCUAAACGUAAGUUCUUCUCUUUGCUGGAAUACAAAACGGAGACACAGUCGUUUAGUAUGAUAACAAAUAACAGUUACUGAUUUUCACUAAUUUGGUUUGUUAGAAAAGCGACCAUAUGAAUAGGCUUGACAAUGUUACUUUGAGAAUUGAAGAGUGUGGAGGUAUGAAUAGUAUAUUAUACACUUUAUUUAAUAUUAUAUAUUUGAUUCAUGCCCGUCUCUCGUGCAAGAACUGUGUUCCGUGCUUGAAACAAAUCUAUUACUUCAGAUCACGUUUUGAGAAUCUUUAAUGUUUUAGGUCUUGAUAAAAUCGAGAAUUUACAGCAGCACGAAAAUGAGCAAGUCUUUCAAGCAGCGCAGAAUGUUAUCGAUAAAUAUUUUCAAACUGAGGUAACAGUGAUUAGAUAUCCCAUAAGGUGCACAUCUUAGAACAGUAGAUCAGUAUAAACUAUAAGGCCCUGUUUACACUAUACCGGAUUCGCUGGUCACGACAUCUUUUGCCGUUACGGAGCAAUGGUUAGUAGCAAAUGCUUAUUAGUUUGACAGAAUUGGCAUGUUUAUUUGGGUCUCUGAGAUUAAAAAUCCUCACAGCCUUUCGAUACCUACAAAAUUUGACCCACUCCGAUAGCAAUCCGGUAUAGUGUAAACGGGGCCGACUUUAGUCCAUGGUUUUCCUUGUGUACGUUGUAACCACUGGAUGAAUAAGGGAUGAACCUUACUGGACCUCACGAGAGAACCCGAUGCUUACCCAGUAUAAAUGAAGUUUAGUUUUACAUAAAAUGUAACGAUUGUUUUACUUACAGGAUGAUGAUGUGACUGUUGCUCCACAAAACGGUGACGAUGGUUCCAACAUGUUCCAAUUUGGACAACCAACCAUGCCACAGACUGGGUUCCACUUCUAACAAAAGAUCUCUGGGGGAAAAAGAACUAUAUACCCUAAAAGAACUAAUUUAUUGUUCGCUAGAAUAUUCUUGUAAAUAGUAAAAAAAUGAAAUUAGUGGAUCAUUCGUUUCUGUACAAACCAAAAGUACAAUUUAUAUUAUAGAAUAUUACGAUAAAUUACAAUAUUGUUGCAAUUCACUUUAAUCUGGAGAUUAGAAUCAUGAGUUAAUACUGAUACCAAUCUC
Paramuricea clavata is the source of this 5515-nucleotide messenger RNA. The record is from the annotation of a GenBank genome assembly. NCBI's taxonomy places the organism in Eukaryota, Metazoa, Cnidaria, Anthozoa, Malacalcyonacea, Plexauridae.